Messenger RNA from Ascoidea rubescens DSM 1968, 1927 nucleotides. RefSeq lists its product as uncharacterized. The transcript has a single exon. NCBI's taxonomy places the organism in Eukaryota, Fungi, Ascomycota, Saccharomycetes, Ascoideales, Ascoideaceae. The record is from RefSeq and is a predicted model, not a curated record. The coding region runs from base 284 to 1768 and encodes 494 amino acids.
AAUUUUUAGAAUUUAGAAUUUAUUCACUUACUCAUAUCUUCUAGCUUGCUUCUACAUUAUUGAUUCCAAGUAUAAAUACUCAUAUCAAACCUUCUCUUUUUUCCUCUAUUUUAAUUUCUUUACUUUUCAUUAUCUUUCUUCAGAUAUUGUUAUUAUUUCCAUUACAUUACAUUUUAUUAUAUUAUACUAUACUCGACUAUCGUCUUAUCCUACUCGACUCUACUCAACUCGACUCUACUCAGCUCUACUCCAUUACACCUGCCCACCAUCUCCUUUAACCAGCAUGGGUCUCUUCAGCAAAGCCUACGAACUAGAUGCCACUCUAGAUGAAAAGAAAAACGAUCCCUUUUUCACCAACUUGGAAACAAUAACUGGAAACGUCAAUCUCAAGACUUAUUCAAAGACCUAUAUAAAAUCAAUUAAAGUGGUUCUAUCUGGCGUCUCCAGCACCUUUUAUUCCUACUUUGACAAUGGUUUCAAGACAAACUUCGUUGAAGAACACAGCAUUUUAAAUAAGGACUUUAUCCUAUUUCCAGUAGAAGACGACAAAAACUAUCUUUACAAAUUAAAUCCAAAAAAUCAUUCUUAUGAAUUAGUUCCAAACACUUAUCAGUUUCCCUUCAAAAUAUCUUUACCUGGCCCCAAUUUCAAUUUCAAUUGUGUUGAAAAUAAUCUUCAUAAACCGGGCUAUAAACCAUUAAUCAAGUCUCUUAAUAAAGAUGGCAUAUCUCUUCCAUGUUAUCUUCCUGCUUCCUAUGGCUACAAGUUGAAAAAUUCCUAUGUCAAAGUUGAAUAUUCCUUACAAGUUUAUGUUGAAAACAAAAAAUCAGAACUAGUACUUAAAAAAACAAUUCCUUUCAAGUUUUUGCCCAAGCCUGAGUUUUCCCACUUUAGUUUAAAAAGAAUUAACGAUAAGACAAUGUUUGAAUAUCAAAGUUUCACAUUUAAAUAUAAAGUAAAUGCAAUGAACUCAAGCUCAAAUUCAAAUUCAGGAUCAAAUGACAAUACCCCAAUUACAACUGCUUCCACAAUAAGUUCAGACAACUCGAAAAGAAGCUCAAUGAAAUUAUCAGCUACAGCAACUUUUAAAAAUUUCAUCAAAUCGACUAUAUCUGCCGAUGACAACAAAAUUCAAGUUCCAUUGAUUUUCCAAGUGGAAUUCAUAUCAAAAGAAAGAAAUUUAUACAAUUCAAAUUACAACAAUAGAAUAAUUAAAACAUUUGAAAAUUUGAAAAAUUGUUUAAAAAUAUCAUUAAUUGCUCCAUUAUCUUCCGAUGAUUUAUUGAAAUUAAUUGAUCCAAAUUCCAAAUUUGCGAAUGAAAAUAACAAUAGUUUGAAAAAAGGAAAUUUGACAGAAAAUUUCAACUUGUCCAAUUUCGAUAUUAGAUUGAUAUCAAACUUGACGUAUUAUAUUAAAGAUACACAAAAAUUUGUCUGUGAAAAAUUAGAUUUACUCAACAGUAAUAGAUUGAGAAAUUUCCAAUUUAAAUUUUCGGAUUUCCGAAAGGUUAUUAUCAAUAACAAAUUGUUUUAUAAAUAUGAGUUUCCACCAUUUCUAUACGACGCAGUGAUUGAAAAUGAAAUACCAUCAAUAUUAACAUGUAAUAUCAUUAAGAAUUAUCAACUACAGAUUACUGGGGAUUUAUUGUCGACAGUUUUUUCAUUUAAUUCCAGGAAAAUUGAUAUUGUAACAGAUGUUGUUUUAGUCAAUGGAGCAGGAGAUAUAUAUGAUAAUAAUUAUCAAUAUUUGAAUCAAUUCAGUCGUUAGUCAAAUUAAAAGAGUAUAAAUAUAAAUAUAAAAAAUAAAUACAAAAGUGACAGAAAACAAGAAGAAUGGAAAGAAAAAAAAAGUAAAAUAUAAAAAAGUUAUAUUAUUUUAGUUCAAUUCGGUUUUUUCGUCUUUUUAUUUUUGCUUUUCAGUACUUUC